AGUCCUUAAAUGCCCUGGAAGACCAAGAUUUAGACACCCUCAUGGCAGAUUUGGUAGCAGAUAUAAGUGAAGCUGAGCAGAGAACCAUCCAGGCUCAGAAAGAGUCCUCCCAGAAUCAGCACCACUCAGCGCUUCAGGAGGCAUCAGAUGGCUGGGUUGCAGCGUCACUUGGUUAUGGAGCAAGUGCUGCUGCAGCUGGUGUUGGCCACUAUGAAGAUGCUUUACCACCUCCACCAGCAGAACCCAUGUUAGACCUUCCACCACCUCCACCACCUCCACCACCUCCUGAACCUCUCUCUAAAGAAGAAGAAGAAGCCCAAGCAAAGGCUAAUAAAAUUAAAUUAGCACUGGAAAAACUGAAGGAAGCCAAGGUCAAGAAGCUUGUGGUUAAGGUGCAUAUGGACGAUAAUAGUACCAAGUCACUGAUGGUGGAUGAGCGACAGUUGGCUCGGGAUGUUCUGGACAAUCUUUUUGAAAAAACCCAUUGUGACUGCAAUGUGGACUGGUGUCUUUAUGAAAUAUAUCCCGAAUUGCAAAUUGAGAGAAUUUUUGAAGACCAUGAAAAUGUUGUUGAAGUUUUAUCACACUGGACAAGAGACACAGAAAACAAAGUACUGUUUUUGGAGAAAGAGGAAAAAUAUGCUGUGUUUAAAAAUCCUCAGAAUUUCUACUUGGAUAACAAGGGGAAAAAAGAAAACAAAGAAACCAACGAGAAAAUGAAUGCUAAAAACAAAGAAACCUUACUUGAGGAAAGUUUCUGUGGCACAUCCAUCAUCGUACCAGAACUCGAAGGAGCUCUUUAUUUGAAAGAAGAUGGAAAGAAAUCCUGGAAACGGCGCUACUUUCUUCUGAGGGCUUCUGGAAUUUAUUAUGUUCCCAAAGGAAAGACAAAGACAUCCCGAGAUCUGGCGUGUUUUAUACAGUUUGAAAAUGUAAACAUUUACUAUGGGAUUCAGUGUAAACUGAAAUACAAAGCACCCACUGACCACUGCUUUGUUCUAAAGCAUCCUCAAAUCCAGAAGGAAUCUCAUUAUAUCAAAUAUCUCUGCUGUGAUGAUGCAAGAACUCUCGGACAGUGGGUUAUGGGAAUAAGGAUUGCCAAGUAUGGGAAGACCCUCUAUGACAACUACCAGCGGGCUGUAGCAAAAGCUGGACUUGCCUCUCGGUGGACGAACCUGGGGACUGUUGGUACAGCAAUGCCAGCUCAGACUAGUACAGGACUUAAAACAGGCACCAGCCAGCCCAAUGGUCAGAUUCCCCAGGCAGUGCCUUCUGUUGGUGCUCUUCUCCAAGAGGCCCAGACACAAGUUGAAACAACUAAGGAGGAGAAGCAAGGCUUGGGUAACCACUACCCAGGUGCAACCAAAGAGAAUCAUCGCCUGAAGUCCAGCCUGCCACCACCCCCUCCAGUAAGACGAUCUUCGGACACCUGUGGCAGCCCUGCCUUACCACCAAAGUCCAAGGGCCUUGGUAGCAGCGCCUUCCCCGCCCCGCCCGACGACUUCCUGCCCCCACCCCCGCCACCACCACCCGAGGAGGACAGCGACAGCGAGUUACCUCCACCACCUCCAAGCCUCCUGGAGGAGCCACCGGACUUUGUGCCACCACCCCCAAGGGCUGCGGCCUUUGAAGGCUCUGAAUUGCCACCACCACCACCACCCCCUCCCUGUCUCUCCCAGGAGACGACGACCAUGUCAUCUCCAAUGCCCCCCAAAAAGCCCCCAGUCCCCAAGAGGCAAGAGAACCAAGGACUCCCCGGUGCAGCAGGAAGCGGCGAGCAAGAUUUCAUGUCAGACCUCAUGAAAGCUUUGCAAAAGAAAAGAGGCAAUGUGCCCUAGGGAUAUAUGUUAGUGUCUGUGAUCAUUUCUAAUUUGAUCCAUGUUUUUGGUACUCUAUUGCUGUGGCAUCUUGAUCAUUUUAGUAAAAUGUUUUCUGACUAGAAAUCAUGUAAAACUCUUCACAGUUGUAAAUAUUAUGUUCACAUCCAUUAAGGCAGCUGAGGUUUUCAAACUAACUACAUCCAUCCAAGCACAUACAUGUACAUCCCGUAUGUUUUCACCUGAGUGGAUUUCAUCUUGCAGUCCAGGCUUCCUGAAAUGAUAUUCUAGGUUCGUUUUAUUGUAUUCAGAAGGCUCAAUUUUUAAAAUUAAAUUUUGUCGGAAAAUCCUUCUGGAAAUAGUGUAUUAAAUUUUGGAUGGUGACAACA
Cricetulus griseus (Chinese hamster) is the source of this 2206-nucleotide messenger RNA. NCBI's taxonomy places the organism in Eukaryota, Metazoa, Chordata, Mammalia, Rodentia, Cricetidae. The record is from RefSeq and is a predicted model, not a curated record.